Messenger RNA from Entelurus aequoreus (snake pipefish), 1290 nucleotides. RefSeq names its product class I histocompatibility antigen, F10 alpha chain-like. Gene Ontology annotation, cellular component: external side of plasma membrane. The coding region runs from base 19 to 1290 and encodes 423 amino acids. The transcript is spliced from 9 exons. Lineage: Eukaryota; Metazoa; Chordata; Actinopteri; Syngnathiformes; Syngnathidae. Gene Ontology annotation, biological process: immune response. The record is from RefSeq and is a predicted model, not a curated record.
UGUCUUUUGGUCGUGCAAAUGCACAGCGGGGCGCCUGUGAUUCACACGCUGAAGUAUUUCUACACUUCGUCCUCUCAAGUUCCAAACUUCCCAGAGUUUGUGAUGGUUGGUUAUGUUGAUGAAGUCCAGGUGGUUCACUAUGACAGCGAGAGCAGGAAAGCAGAAGCCAAACAGGACUGGAUGAACCAAAUCACAGAAGAGGAUCCAAACUACUGGCAGAGACAAACAGAGAACUGUGUUGCUCAGGAGCAAGUCUACAAAGUCAACAUUGAAAAUCUUAAGAAGCGUUUCAACCAAACUGGAGGUGUUCACACUUACCAGUGGAUGUAUGGAUGUGAAUGGAAUGAUGAGACUGAUGAAGUUAAAGGUUGGAAUCAGCGUGGUUAUGAUGGAGAAGAUCACAUAUCGUUGGACAUGAAGACAUGGACAUGGACUGCAGCAAAACAACAAGCUUUCCCCACCAAACUCAAGUGGGACCAGGACAUACUUAGACUAGACUACCUAAAGUAUUACUACACUGAGGAUUGUCCUUCUUACUUGAAGAAGUAUGUGAAGUAUGGCAAGGAGGUCCUAAUGAGAACAGAGCUUCCAGAGGUGUUCCUCCUCCAGAAGACGCCGUCCUCUCCGGUCACCUGCAUGGCGACAGGUUUCUACCCCGACCUAGCCGACCUGUUUUGGAGGAAAGACGGCGAGCAGAUGUUCGAGGACGUGGAGCACGGAGAGCUGCUCCCCAACCACGACGGAACCUUCCAGAUGUCGGUGGGGCUGAAAGUGGAGGUGACGGCCGACGUGGAGGGCAAGUACGAAUGUGUGUUCCAGCUGUCUGGCGUCGAGGAGGACUUGGUCACCAAGCUGGAGAGAAGAAGCAUCCUGAGCAACGCAAGCCAUGAAGACCACUGGAGCGUCGCCAUCGGUGCCACGGCGGCGGUCGUGGCUGUGGCGGCCCUCCUGGCGGCCAUCUUCCUCGUCAGGCGACACAGACAAGAUCCACAGAGACAGAGCACCCACUCUCACAUAGAAACACAGCGUGACGUGAGGAAAAAGUCCAUUUCACCUUUUGUUUCUCUGUCAUUUCAGCCCAAUACGAUCCAGCUCCUCGCCACGGCGGGGCCGAGCUCCCCGAGAACAUGCCGGCUGAAGGCUGAGUCGGACGCGGAGAUGUUUCGUCCUGAGGAAGAUGGCUACCCACCAGCUGCAGCCAAUGAGGGGAACUCCUUUGAAGUCACACGACAGUCCUUCCCAGCCACAACGCUUCCUCAUUCUCCACCAAUCACCUUUCAGACACGAUGA